CAUCACUCACCUUUUCAAUUGUGUAGUCUGCAUACAGAAUUUUUGUGCUAUGUCCAGCGAAUCAGACCGUUCGAGGAGACGGGCAGCGUGUGAUGAAUGCCGUUUUCGAAAAGUGAAAUGUUCAGGGUCUGAACCGUGUGUUAACUGCCAAAACGAUCAAUGUCCUUGCAUUUACUCGAGUCCCAAACCACCAGGCCGGCCGCGAAAGAGGACCCGGACAACGGGUGAGGCUUGUUUUCCAACCGAGGAUACCCCUUCUGCUUCAACCGCAACGCCCUUCGAUUAUAGUGAAUUAUAUGGGCAAGAUUCAUUCUUGGACAUCGCAACAGACUACCUACCGGAAGUUCAGUCAAACAUACCACCGCCGCCGAACACGGCCAUCUUUCCACACGUGACAAUACCUGUCACAACACCAUGCACUUGUCUUUCACUGGCAUAUUUGACGAUAACUCGGAUUCAAUUCCCUAGUCCAACACUUAAUGAUCUAUCGUCAUCUCUGGCCGACCUCCACUCAGCACUUAUCUCUGCCCUCACUAUCCUAAGAUGCACCCAAUGCCCCAGGCAGAUGGCGACCGCGAUGCAGAACCUCUACCAGCUUUCAACACUUCUCCACAGCAUAGUAGGUCGAAUCCAGACCAUACUCGUGCACGUCGACGCGUCCGCAAACCCACGGGCCUCAUCACCGCAUGCCCAAGCCCCAGAACAACCCAACCACCGUGACCAACAACAUCAGUCACAGCCCUCACCAUUCCCACCCCCUCCCUCUCCUUCAAUCCUCUUUCCAGGCCACGACACCACCACGAUGACGCGCCACCAAUUCCGCGUCUUCUUCCGCAAGUUCCUCCGAGACACGGUGCUCGGUCCGCCCACAGACACUGGUGACACGACGCUGAUGGGAAUCAUGCACCAGUUCGAGAAGCGGCAGGAGCGGUGGCACGAGGACCCGCACAUGUACGAGGAGCAGGCGAAGAUGUUCGGGAAGAGGACGGCAACGGUUAACGCGCACGACUGCCAGAGUAGGGUCUGCUAUGUGCUUAUUGAGAGGAUCAAGGUGGCGAUUAAUGAGUUGGAUCUGUGAAGGGGGUUGGGGGGAUUGAUUAGUGCAAAAUAUCGAUGUCAGGGCUGGAAAAAGGGGU
Aaosphaeria arxii CBS 175.79 is the source of this 1136-nucleotide messenger RNA. RefSeq lists its product as uncharacterized. NCBI's taxonomy places the organism in Eukaryota, Fungi, Ascomycota, Dothideomycetes, Pleosporales. The coding region runs from base 50 to 1078 and encodes 342 amino acids. Gene Ontology annotation, biological process: positive regulation of transcription by RNA polymerase II. The transcript has 3 exons. Gene Ontology annotation, molecular function: DNA-binding transcription factor activity, RNA polymerase II-specific; zinc ion binding; sequence-specific DNA binding. Gene Ontology annotation, cellular component: nucleus. The record is from RefSeq and is a predicted model, not a curated record.